Messenger RNA from Symbiodinium pilosum, 978 nucleotides. Lineage: Eukaryota; Dinophyceae; Suessiales; Symbiodiniaceae. The record is from the annotation of a GenBank genome assembly.
GCCGAGGUGCAGAAGUUGACCGGCAACGUGCAGUAUGGCAAGAUGGUGCAGAAUCAGGAGAGGUUCCGGAACACCAUGGUCUACACGGAUCCGGUGAAGUUCCAGAAGAAGGCUGCUGGUCCCGCUAUGCUGGACGUGCACCCGCAGAUUACCGAAGACCGCGCCUUCCUCGCCUUCCUGGACGUGGCUAGAACUGGCCGCAGCGCUGUCUUGAAGUCUUUCCUUCAGGGAGGCUGGAAGGUUCUGGAAGAGUCCCGGCUGCUCAUGAUGAAGGCGCACUACAAGGCGCGUCGCGUCUUCGACGGUCAUCUCAUGAAGAGCGUGACUUUGGCGGAUAGCAACUUGCUGGGCGGCUCUCCCUUCUUCGACGUGGCUGGCGAUGCUAAAGGAUCCGAUCUGGCACGGCAUCUGGCGCCGCUGAAGCAGGCUAGCCGAGACCUGGCCUUGCGCGAAGCUGGCGCUCUAGGCAACUUUUCGGACGAGCUGGCUCCUCACUAUGGCGACGAGUGGGUCGGCUUGGCUCCCAAGAUGUAUUCGCUGAAGAAGAGCUGCGAUGAGUCGAAGGAGCGAGCCAAGGGCGUGCCGAAGAAGGAGCGGAAGAAGCUCAACCACGAGAAGUUCAAGGAGAUCCUCGAGGUUGGUGGCGAGCACAGGGUCAGCUUCUGCCGCUUGGGCUCAACUGGUCACGUCAACACCGUGGUCAAUGUGGAGAAGCGUGGUCUCACGGCCUUGAAUUCGAAGGUUUGGCAGCUGAACUCUCGCCAGUCGAGACCCUUGGGCCAUUUCAAGAACAACGCCGUGUGGGCUGCUUGCUGGGAGGCUUUGCUGCGGUCUAGCUGCGGCUCCGAUUCUGGCGCCUUUCACCUCAUGAACCACGUGCUGUCCUUCCUCAGCGGCGAGCAAAACUUCCUGCACCGCGAGGUCUCCAACGGCAAGUUCAAGGGGCGGCUUUUCAACACUAGCUACCUCAAGGCUUGA